AUGACGAUCACAAUUGAUCAGACCCAAAUCGGUGAGGGGGUUUCUUCAUCAGCUCAGGCCGUGUUCUUCUGCUGUGUUCUGCUCUGCUCUGUUCUGUUCUGUUCUGAAGAGUUUUCUCUGCAGCUCACGAGGAGGAGAAGAAGAUGGCCCCCGUGGAGGCGGGGGAGCUGGUGCUGGACGGGGGAUUCGCAGUGCCGGUGACCAACUCCUUCGGGCAGACAUUCAGGGACUACGAUGGCGAGUCGCAAAGGAAGGCAUCGGUGGAGGAGUUCUACCGGCUGAACCACACUCACCAGACCUUCGACUUUGUGGGCACCACUCAUCAGACCCUUUCUUUUGCUUCUUUCUUCUUUUCCUUCUCCCCCACUCUCCUUCUUGCCUGAUCUGAUCUGAUCUGAUCUGAACUGCACUGUCUCGUCGGGCAGGUGAAGAGGAUGAGGGAGGAGUACGGGAAGCUGGACCGGGUAGAGAUGAGCGUGUGGGAGUGCUGCGAGCUGCUGAACGAGUUCGUGGACGAGAGCGACCCGGACCUGGACGAGCCCCAGAUCGAGCACCUGCUGCAGACGGCGGAGGCCAUCCGCAAGGACUACCCCGACGAGGACUGGCUCCACCUCACCGGCCUCAUCCACGGUCAGUUAGAGAGAGAGAGAGAGAGAGAGAGAGGAAUUCAACCAUCCAUCCAUGGCCAGCCCUGUAAUUCAUCCAUAUCAUCUAUCCGACUGACCCAUCUCCUGCAAUCAGAUCUGGGGAAGGUCCUCCUCCACCCCUCCUUCGGGCAGCUCCCGCAGUGGGCCGUCGUCGGCGACACCUUCCCCGUCGGCUGCGCCUUCGACCAAUCCAACGUUCACUACAAGGUCUUCCUCCUCCUCCUCCUCUUCUUCUUCUUCUUCUUCUUCUUCUUCUUCUUCUUCUUCUUCUUCUUCUUCUUCUUCAUGAUAGCCUGACGAGCUGGCUUCUUGGUCUGAUCUUGGCCUCAGUACUUCAAAGAAAAUCCAGACAGCGCCAACCCGGAGUACAGCACGAAGCUCGGGGUGUACGCCGAGGGCUGCGGGCUCAACAACGUGAUGAUGUCGUGGGGCCACGACGACUACAUGUACUUGGUCGGUAUCCACCUCCAAAAAAAUGGGAGAUCAAUGGCAGAAUCUCCAUUUUCUGGAGUGUGCCCAGGGCUGACGAUGCUCUGCGUUCUGAAACUCAGGUUGCGAAGAAGAACAAGACGACCCUUCCUUCGGCUGGGCUGUUCAUCAUCCGCUACCACUCCUUCUACCGUGAGCCACACUCCAUCAACUUCGUCAGACCCCAGUUCAUAAUCUCCCCUUGUCCUCCGGCUAACACGAUUCAAAAAUCUCAGCCUUGCACAAGUCUGGAGCGUACUCCUUUCUGAUGAACGAGGAGGAUAAGGAGAACCUGAAAUGGCUGCACGUUUUCAAGUCAGUGGUCCUUUGAACGCGGCCUUCUUCCCCAAGUUCCCUUCUUCGCUCUCUAGCCUCUGACUGCCGCCUCUGUGGUUUCAGCAAGUACGAUCUCUACAGCAAGAGCAAGGUCAGGAUCGACGUCGAGAGUGUGAAGCCCUACUACCUGUCCCUCAUCGAGAAGGUGGGCGGGUUCUCAUUGAAUCAUUGACUGACUGUGAACGGCGCUCCUCUGAUUCUUUCAUUCCCUCGUCUGUAACCUGAAGUGGCUGUGUGAUUGUUCUCUCUUGCAGUACUUCCCUGCCAAGUUGAAGUGGUGA
This is a messenger RNA of Spirodela intermedia, 1732 nucleotides long. Lineage: Eukaryota; Viridiplantae; Streptophyta; Magnoliopsida; Alismatales; Araceae. The record is from the annotation of a GenBank genome assembly.